AUGGUGCGUGGCAUUCAAAAACGUUCUGAUGUUAUAACAAUAACUGACUGGCAUGCUCCAAUCAUAUGGCAAGAAACUUACAAUAGACAGGUCCUGGAAAAAUAUUACAAAAGGCUGAACAUUACCAUAGGCUUGGCUACACUUGCUACUAGAAAAUUUACAAAUCUAUACCUGGAACAGUUCCUAGAAUCUGCUAAUAAGCACUUUAUGGUUGGCUACAAUGUUAUCUUCUACAUCUUCACUGAUAACACCAAAAGAAUACCUCUAGUGGAGUUAGGUACUUUCAGAACGUAUAAAAUAUUGCUUCUAAUUGAAGAAGGAUCAUUGGCAGACAGUGACUUCAUAUACAUGAAGACUUUGAGUGUGUAUCUCAUAGACAGCAUCCAGCGUGAAGUCAACUUUUUCUUCCUUAUGACUAUAAACCAGAUCUUUAAGAGUGACUUUGGAGUAGAAUCUCUGGGCAAAUCAGUAGCUCAACUCCAUGCAUGGUGGUAUUUUAAAAAUACUAGAGAGUAUCCUUAUGAGAGAAGAACUAAAUCAACAGCUUUCAUUCCCUUCGGACAAGGAGAUUUCUAUUACCAUCGUGCUAUUUUUGGUGGAACACCACGUAUGAUUUUAAACUUCAUUAGACAAUAUCUAAAAGGAUUUGUGCAAGACACCACAAAAGAACUUAACUGCAUGUAUGAAAGCUACCUAAACAAAUAUUUUUUUGUCAAUAAACCCACUAAACUGUUAUCACCAGAAUACAAUUGGGAUCCAAAAUUUAAAACUCCUCCACAAAUAAAACAUGUUAAAAUAGUAUGGCAGUCAGAAAUGACUUGA
Molecule: messenger RNA, 822 nt
Organism: Marmota flaviventris (yellow-bellied marmot)
Lineage: Eukaryota; Metazoa; Chordata; Mammalia; Rodentia; Sciuridae
Product: N-acetyllactosaminide alpha-1,3-galactosyltransferase-like 1
Biological process (GO): carbohydrate metabolic process
Cellular component (GO): Golgi apparatus; membrane; vesicle
Molecular function (GO): hexosyltransferase activity
Source: RefSeq, a predicted model, not a curated record